AGUCCCUUCUCUUCCUCGCUGCGAUCGCCUCCGGUUCGCUUCGUCAUGGCGUCGGAAUCGGACCAACCCUCUCAUCCUCCGGCGCCGUCCGCCCCGGUUUUCACCCUAUUUAUCGAUUCCAACAUCGACACUCACAUCGCCUUGUCCGUACCCCCUGCCGACACCGUCGCCGACGUCAAGCGAAAAAUUAUGAUUGAGCACAUGUUAUGCUUUCCAGAUGUUGGUCAAGUAACAAUCCAGGCACUGAAGGUGAAACGCAGAGGUGCCUUCUAUCAUUUAUCAGACACCAUGCCUGUCAGAUGUGCUUUUGAUGGGAGUAAGGGUACUUGGUUUCUUCAUGCUGAUGUUAUUGCUAAAUCAAGCUCAGAACACCAAGGUGACAACACAGAACAUGUUGUAGAUGAUAAUAAUAAGCAAUUCGGUGGGGACUUUCAGCUUCAAGUGAAGCUUAGUGAACAUUUGAAUGAGGAUGGGCCACUGAACAAAACCGACUUUUACAUCGAUGACAAUAUGAAUUUCCAUGAGAAUCAAUGCAAAUUGACUGAUCAUACUGGUUUUUCAGUACCCAAACCUAUGAGUUGCCAAAUUGAAAGCCUUGUAGAUAUGGCUAAUGAUCAGCUUGCUGCUGCUAAUCAGAAUGCAGAUGGCUCCAUCCAAUCGUGUCACCUAGAGAGGCAGGAAAUUGAUAAGGAUGCUCAGUUGCAUGCAUUAGAACCGAUUGAACAAGAAGCUGAAUUGCCCACAGUUUCUAAUCCUGAUAUGUUCGCUGAUCAAGUCAAAGGCAAGAAACUAGAAAAAUUAUCUGGAUCUGAAGUUUUGGAGAAUACUAUCUCUACUGAUGUCCUCAAGGAAGAGACAUCUAAAAAGCGGAGUGAUGUUGAAGAUUUGCAUUUAGACUCGGGCAUGGCUAGUUUAUCUCUCCCAGAAGAGUUGUCUGGUAAUUUACAUGAUGGUGACUCUACUUUGAUGGAACGCCUAACAAAUGAUAAAAAGAAACGGAAGAAGAAAAGUCGGUCAUCUAGGUCAAAACUAGCUGAAGCUGACUACACAGUGCCAUCGGAUAACGACAUCAGAGAUUUUUUUGACAGUGCUAAGGAACAAAACAAUGAAAAGCAACCUGCACUGGAGAAGAGUGAUGUCAUUGGUUUUGUUUCUGAUGUUAUGAAAAAUAAUAACGAACAUUCUGCUGAUGAAGAUUCUGUACAAGUGGACAGUUCCAAAAGAAGAAAACUUUCACCGGAUAUUGACAAUGAAAGAUUGCCAAAAAUUUCAGAAUUGAAUCACUUUUCAAGCAUGGAUAGCAUGGCGGUUGGGACUCAUACACUUCCGGUCAAUGUUACUUUGUCUUAUCCAGAAGAAUUGUCUCAUACGUUACCUGAUGCUGACUCUAGCAUAAUAGAACAUCUCACUGAUGAUAAAAGAAAGAAGAAAAAGAGAAGACAGUCAUCUAAGUCUCAAACUGAUUUUCCUAUUCCUACGGAUAACCAUGUAAAAAUCUUUCCUAGCAUUGGUACAGAACAGAUCAUGGAAGAUGGAGUCACAUCAGAAACUAUUGAGACUAUUGGUUUUGUUCCUGAAGUUAAGGUAGGCAAUAAUGAAGGCACAACUGUGGACAACCACAAAGAUAUGAUAAAUAAGUUAGUUGGCACAACUGAGAAAGCUUCUGAAAAUGUAGCUUCUCUAAAGGUAGAAAAUUCCUCAAAAAGAAUUGCCAGUACAGAUUUCAGCAGUGAAAGUAUGGUAAAAGGUGAACAUUCCAAUCAGAUCUCAAGCAUGGCAGGCAAGAUGGUUGAGUCUGAUGCUGAAAAAGUUGUCUUUGCUAAUAGUCGUAAAAAUAUCGUUGAAGAAUACAAUGUUGCACCUGUUGUAAAAGAAGCAGAUCCAUUUAGCAAUACCAGAAAAAAAAGAUCAAGAAAAAGCUUAUCUAAAGAUGUAUCAGAUAUCAAUGAGCCUGCAGAAUCUGCCAACAAGGAGAAAGAAGCUCCGAGUCGAGAUGAUACGGCAAAGUUAGAGUUAGAAAAACCUUUUGCUGAUAACGAUGGAAAAUCACAUAGCAUGAGGACAAAAAAAUCUAAGAAAAGUGAUUCAAAAAACGUACCUAGAGAUGUAUCAGAUAUCAAUGAGGCUGCAGAACUUGCCAUUAAUCGGAAAGAAGCUCCCAAUCAAUAUGAUACCACAAAGUUACAGUCAGAAAACCCUUGUGCUGGUGAUGAUGGAAAGUCACAUAGCAAGAGGACAAGAAAAUCUGAGAAAGUUGAAUCAAAAAAGUUAUCUAAAGAUGUACCAAAUAUCAAUGAGCCUGCAAGAUUUGCCAAUAACCAGAAAACAGAUCUCAGUCAAGAUGAUACUGCAAAGGUACAGUCAGAAAACCCUUCUGCGGAUAAUGAAGGAAAGUCAUGUCGGAGGAGGACAAGACAAUCUGAGAAAAGUGAUUCAAAAAACUUAUCUAAAGAUGUAUCAGAUAUCAAUGAGCCUGCAGAACUUGCCAAUAAUCGGAAAGAAGCUCCUGAUCAAUGUGAUACUGCAAAGUUACAGUUGGAAAACCCUUCUGCCGGUGAUGAUGGAAAGUCACAUAGCAAGAAUACAAGAAAAUCUGAGAAAGUUGAUUCAAAAAAGUUAUCUAAAGAUGUACCUGAUAUCAAUGAGCCUGCAGGAUUUGCCAAUAACCGGAAAGAAGCUCUCAGUCAAGAUGAUAUUGCAAAGUUACAGUCAGAAAACCCUUCUGCUGAUAAUGAUGGAAAGCCAUGUCGCAGGAGGACAAGACAAUCUGAGAAAAGUGAUCCAAAAAACUUAUCUAAAGAUGUAUCCAAUGCCAAUGGACCUGCAGAACUUGCCAAUAAUCAGAAAGAAGCUCCUGGUCAAUAUGAUACUGCAAAAUUACAGUCAGAAAACCCUUCUGCUGGUGAUGAUGGAAAGUCAAAUAGCAAGAGGACAAGAAAAUCUGAGAAAGUUGAUUCAAAAAAGUUAUCUAAAGAUGUACCAAAUAUCAAUGAGCCUGCAGGAUUUACCAAUAACCGGAAAGAAGCUCUUGCUCAUGAUGAUACUGCAAAGUUACAGUCAGAACCUUCUGCUGAUAAUGAUGGAAAGUCAUGUCGCACGAGGACAAGACAAUCUGAGAAAGUUGAUUCUAUGAAUUUUAAAUCUGGUAAUUCUAUAUCUGUUCAUUCUUCAGUAAACCUAGCAAAAAGCUACGACAAGGACAAAUCAAAUCAAGACCAACAAGCAUUGAGAGAUUCAGCAUUUCCUACUAAAUCUGAUGAUAAAAAGUCACGCCGCAAUAAGAAAAAAUCUUCCAAUGUUGUACUUCAAGAUAAUGAACCUCAUCCAAACGACUCUUCUAACUCUCUGGUUGGCAAAAGUGCUGGGGACACUGCCAGAUUAAGUAAAGAACCUAACUCACUAGCUACUGAUGACAAAGCUGCAGCUUCUGGAAUCUCCGUAAAAGGACAUGAUCAUGGAAAAGGUGGAGCUUCAAGCACCACUCUGGAAAAUCUAACCGAUCUACUUCCAAAGAAUAUUGCUUCUCAAGGAACUGAAGAAUCUGUGGAAGCACAUCAAGAUGAGAAAUUUCCUGGUGUUGACAAUAAUGAAAUUAACUUUAUUGCUGUGUUUCCUCCAAAUUCCAUCCAGGAUGAACCUGGUGUUUCUGCUGAUCAAGUUCUGCCAGCUGAGACUAAACCCAAGAAACAACCUAAGGGCAAGAGGAAAAACAAGUCAAACAAGCAUGAGUCAGCUCAUGAUUUUGCUUAUCCUUCAGAAUCAGAGAAGCUGGAUGUGAAAAAAAGUAGCACUAAUUGUGGCCUGGUCAAGCAGGAUUCAGCUGAUCCAUCUGGCAAAUCUAGUUUUGAGCUUUGCCAGAAAGGAAAAGAACAUAAUGAUUCUUUUAAUCUGACAGCUGAUUCUACUAGGGAUGAUGGUACUAUUUCAUCUGACUAUAUGCCUCAUGUUGAAAGUGUUAAGCAGACGAUCGAAGCCAAUAGAUCAGACACUUACCACCAGAUAUCAGAAUCACAGUUUCAGAAUGGCAAUCAUGCCCACUACUCCAAUGAGAAGACCUUUCUGAAGAGUGCGACUGAAUCUCAUGUCCAAGUGGAAAAGGAAGAAAAUUUUAAUUUAGGGCUACAUGCAGUUCAGAACCAGUCUAAGCCUUCUGGUGGCACCAUUGAUGAGGAAACACAUGCUGGUCUUGCCGCUUCAAGUGACAGUACAGAGGAAAACACACCAGUUCAAACUAAAAGAUACAGGCUUGCAGUUAGGAAAGUUCCUAGAAGUAUGGGGAAGAAAUCAAACAAUCAUAAACCAAAGACCUCUUUUCUAAUCCCAAGUGCCAUAUUUGAUAAUGCUGUGGAUGAAAGUUCUGAGGAUGAUCUUAUUUUCAGGAAUAGUGAAGCAACAGCAGCCAUCUCGGAUUCUUCAUCAACCGACUCAGAAGGAUCUAAAACUCCAGAGCAUCAUGGUAAACAUGAGGGAAGUGACGGAGAAGAUAUCUUUCUAUCACAAUCAUCAAUCAUUUCCACAAAGAACAUGCCUCUUGAUACAAUACUCAAAUCUUCUAGCAGCUACAAAAAGGCCAAGCUUCUGGCCUCUCAAUCACAAGCUGAUGACUCUGAAAGCCAACCUGUUGAUGUCGUCCUGUCAACUCAACCUGAAUAUUGAUCUUGCGCCACGCUGAACAUCUUUGGCUAGGUAUCACGAAUUAAGCUUUUUUGGAACACUCAAGUGAUGUGAGGAGCAGCAACAAAGUAGUUUUUUUUGUGGUGUGCCAUUUUAAUGAUCUGGACAAUCAAUGGCCAUUGACUACUGCUGCUCUGAUACAAUUAGCUAAUUAUCUUGGUGCUUGCAAGUUUGUUCUGGUUUUAACUACAUUUUGCGCUGAAUCGAAAUACUUCUAUAAACAAUGUUGUAGUUUGCAAGUAUUGAAAUUUAUAAUGAGAUUUUUUUUUUCUUUUUGUUAA
Messenger RNA from Zingiber officinale, 4955 nucleotides. RefSeq lists its product as uncharacterized. The transcript has 5 exons. Bases 46 to 4656 code for a protein of 1536 amino acids. The record is from RefSeq and is a predicted model, not a curated record. Lineage: Eukaryota; Viridiplantae; Streptophyta; Magnoliopsida; Zingiberales; Zingiberaceae.